Messenger RNA from Musa acuminata AAA Group (dessert banana), 4147 nucleotides. Its product is annotated as receptor-like protein EIX2. The record is from RefSeq and is a predicted model, not a curated record. Bases 51 to 3767 code for a protein of 1238 amino acids. The transcript has 2 exons. Gene Ontology annotation, molecular function: protein binding. NCBI's taxonomy places the organism in Eukaryota, Viridiplantae, Streptophyta, Magnoliopsida, Zingiberales, Musaceae.
UAUACACACAUGAGAGCGAGCUGCUUUAGGAGUAGAGCUCACCAUUAAACAUGGGUGGGAGAACCCCUCUUCUUGUCCUCACCUUUUCUCUUGCUGUUCUGAGCAUUAAGCUUGGGAUUUCUCAUGGCUGCCGAGAGACGGAGAGGAAAGCCCUCAUCGACUUCAAGCGUGGACUUCAUGAUCCUUCCAAUCGUCUCUCUUCCUGGGUCGGGGAGGACUGUUGUGCGUGGGAAGGUGUUGGCUGCAGCAACAUCUCUGGUCAUGUUAUCAAGCUGGAUCUUCGAAAUAGACGACGAAUGGAUCUAUAUGAAGACUGCACUCAUCAGGAGGUGUACUACUUGUUGGAUGAUGAUCCAGGAUGCAAUUGGGCAGUGCGUGGUGACAUAACUCCAUCACUGCGUUCUCUCCAACAACUUAGUCACCUGGACCUCAGCGGCAACUCUUUUACCCAUAAACCUAUCCCCAAGUUCUUGGGAGCUUUCAGAAGACUAACAUAUCUUAACCUGUCAGGUGCAGGCUUCAUGGGCAGAGUACCUGACCAGCUCGGAAAUCUAUCCACUUUGCAGCACCUCGACCUUUCUUAUAACUGCUAUGGGGAUGAUGAAGGUGAUGGCUUCUUCUGCUUGUACCUUGAGAAUACGAGAUGGGUCUCUAUGCUCACUUCCCUUCGGCACCUUAACAUGAAUUGGGUCAAUUUGACAAAUGCAUCCAACUGGUUGCAAGAUUUGAACGUGCUACCACGUGUUCAAGAGAUUGAAUUAAGUUCUUGUGACUUAGGGACCUUUCCCCGUUCGCCGUCUCAUGUCAACUUCACAUCUCUCACCACUCUUGAUUUACGAGGCAAUGAUAUAAACUCCACCAUACCAAAUUGGGUGUUCAAUAUUACUAGCCUCGAGUUCCUUUAUCUUGGUGGGAAUGACCUAUAUGGGUUCUUCCCUGAUUCUGUUACGAAGUUGACGUCUCUCAAGGCACUCGACUUGUCUAGCAGUGUAUUCCAAGAUGGCUUGAAGCAGGUAGCUCCUAUAUCCAACCUCUGCAAGCUCCAAAUUCUCAACCUGCGCUAUGUGCCUAUCAAAGAUGUGUUUGCCAAUCUAAAAAUGAUUUUCUCUGGAUGUCUUAAGUAUAGCAUGGAGGAAUUGGACCUCAGCGACACCCAGCUGAGUGGUUCCUUUCCGGAUUGGUUAGGGAACAUCAAGAAUCUCAAAUCUCUUGAUCUUUCUUUCAAUUCUAUCUAUGGAUCAGUACCUGCAUCUAUCGGGAAUCUAUCAUUGCUGCAACAUUUGUAUUUAUAUUCCAAUGAUUUGAAUGGGACGAUUUCAGAAGCAAUGAGACAACUGAAGAGUCUCGUUGAUUUGGAUCUCGAAAGUAACUCAUUGAGCUUAUCAGAGGACGACCUGGCUAAUCUAUCGAGUUUGGAAUAUUUGGACAUUUCGUAUAAUUUUAUUGAAUUGAACAAAAGCGAUGAUUGGAUCCCUCCUUUUCAGCUUCGAAGCCUCUCCAUGGAGUUCUGCCAAAUAGGGCCCACGCCCCAAUUUCCAAAAUGGCUUCGAACACAAACCACUCUUCGUCAACUAGAUUUGUCUAGUGCAGGUAUCAAAGACCCGUUUCCCAACUGGCUUCCUUCCGGUCUCCAGUAUUUGUAUCUCUCCGAUAAUGAGAUCACCUGUGAUGUAUGGCAAUAUUUUCCAAAUCUAAUUAUGUUGGAUCUCAGAAAUAACUCUUUAUCAGGAUAUCUUCCUUCAAAUUUAUCAAACAUGAUGCCAAGUCUCAAAUAUUUGGAUCUCUCCAACAACAAGAUUACGGGAGUAAAAGACAUGAUUCUCGACAGGCUUCCUUCUAGUCUUGAGCGUUUGGACCUUUCUUAUAACUCUCUCCAUGGAUCACUACCUGUAUCUCUUGAAAACCUCUCUAUGCUGCGAUCUUUGAAUUUAAGAUCUAAUAAUUUGAGUGGGAUGCUUCCAGAAGGCAUCAAACAAUUGAAGGGCCUCGUCGAUUUGGAUCUCUACAAAAACUCGUUGAGCUUAUCGGAGGACGACCUUGCUAAUCUAUCAAGUUUGAAAUAUUUGGACAUUUCAUACAACUCUAUACACUUGAACAAAAGCAAUGACUGGAUCCCUCCUUUUCAGUUUAAUAGCAUUGACAUGCAAUUCUGUCAAAUACUGCCGAUGCCUCAAUUUCCGAAAUGGCUCCGAACACAAACCACUCUUUGGGAAUUAGAUUUAUCAAAUACAGGUAUCAAAGAAGCGUUUCCAAAUUGGCUUCCUUCAAGUCUCAGAUAUUUGUAUCUCCCAAAUAAUGAGAUCAACUGUGAUAUACGACAAUAUUUUCCAAAUCUAAUUAUAUUGGAUCUCAUAAAUAACUCGUUAUCAGGGCACCUUUCUCCCAAAAUAUCAAAUAUGAUGCCAAGUCUAGAAUAUUUGUAUCUCUCCGAUAACAAGAUUACUGGUGAGUUGCCACAAUUCUUUCCAAAACUGAAAUAUUUAUUUCUUUCGAAUAACUCGUUCUCAGGAAAUCUUCCACCAAGAAUCUCAGACACAAUGCCAAACUUACAAUGGUUUGAUCUAUCUACAAAUAAUAUGAGUGGCGGUAUUCCCUUCUCUUAUUGUCGAUCCAGGUAUUUGGAAGGGCUUCAGCUUUUUGAAAAUAAUUUGUCAGGAGAGGUGCCUAAUUGCUGGAAAAAUUCCUCAAAUUUACUUCUUUUAGACUUAUCAAGCAAUAAAUUAGUAGGUGGAGUCCCUGAUUCGUUCUGUAAUUUGCAAAUGCUAGAGUCAAUGCACUUGAGUCACAAUAAUUUAUCCGGGCAGAUUCCUCGUUGUUUAAAGAGUUGCACAGAACUAGCAACUCUCGACUUGGGCCACAAUAACUUCGUAGGGAAUAUACCAACUUGGAUUGGAGAAAGCCUAUUGUACCUGAAAACACUUAGCUUACGCUCCAAUGCCUUCAACGGCAGCAUUCCUCAAUUAUCUUCUCUACCAUCUCUUCGUAUCUUGGAUCUCUCCAACAAUAAUCUUUCAGGAACAAUACCACAGACCUUUGGGAACUUCAGGGCAUUAAGAAGUGCUCCUACAUAUCAUUGUUGUUACUUCAACAACGUUCGACUCUAUGAAGAUGAUAUGUGGCUCUUUAUAAAAGGAAGUGAAUUCAAGUAUACCACCAGUCAACUUUCAAUUGAUGCACUUAUUGAUCUCUCCAACAAUAACUUAUCUGGAUACAUCCCUGAAGAGUUGGGGAAUUUGCAUGGAUUGCGGAGCUUAAAUCUGUCCAGAAAUUACCUUAUAGGUCAGAUACCAUGGAGCAUUGGCAGAAUGAAACAACUGGAAGUUCUCGAUCUAUCAAGAAAUAAUCUCUCUGGUGCAAUUCCUUCCGAUUUGACAGCCUUGAAUUUCUUGAACCAAUUAAAUUUAUCAUAUAAUAAUCUUUCAGGAAGGAUUCCCACUGGCAACCAGUUGCAAACUUUUACUGAUCCAUCUAUUUAUGCUGGCAAUCCAAAUCUUUGUGGCCCUCCUCUCCCCAAAAAUUGUACGAUAAAUAUAGCGAAGGUUGAUGAAGAAGAGCAAAAUGAAUAUUCUUCUAAAAGCAGAAUGGAAACACUUUGGUUAUACACGAGCAUCACACUAGGAUUUAUUACCGGAUUUUGGACGGUUUAUGGAAGCCUUUUGUUGCUUCGGACAUGGAGGAUCGUGUACUUCCGUGCCAUUGAUAACAUGUUUGACAAGCUAUAUGUGGUGAUGAUAGUGACCGUGGCAAAAUACAAAAGGAAGCUAUGAUGACUCUGAUUGUUAGAGGGGGUCUACAUGACUCAUCGGACUUAAGCAAUAGCAAUGCCAUUGGUAUAUGAUAUGCUCAUGGUUUGUAUAUUUUUCAUAACACACCAUCACAUGAUUUUAAUUUUCCCUUUUUGUGCAUGCUAUAGUAACUCUGUUAUAUGAUCUGUUGAUGUUUGUCUACGUAGUUGUUUGUCAAAACUUGAUGUCAUCGAAAUAUGAGUUCUCUGCCUAUGGUUUAUGAGCUGUAAUUUCCUUCAUGCGACGGUGUUUAUGGUGUCAUGACCAACAUUUGAUGGUAAAUUCUUACCUCAAUUGAAUAAUUUAAUAACAUAUUAACGGAGUCAAGUAAAUGAUAAUAAUUUGAGUAGUAUUUUUUUUAU